Messenger RNA from Trichosurus vulpecula (common brushtail), 4236 nucleotides. It is a transcript of the gene SLC31A1, whose product is annotated as solute carrier family 31 member 1. Lineage: Eukaryota; Metazoa; Chordata; Mammalia; Diprotodontia; Phalangeridae. The record is from RefSeq and is a predicted model, not a curated record. Bases 207 to 785 code for a protein of 192 amino acids. Gene Ontology annotation, cellular component: membrane. Gene Ontology annotation, molecular function: copper ion transmembrane transporter activity. Gene Ontology annotation, biological process: copper ion transmembrane transport. The transcript has 5 exons.
AGGGGGCGGGGCGAGGCUGAAACUCCUGGGCGACAGCGACCGCUGCUGAUGUUUUAGUGGACACGUAGGGCUGGGGUCUGGGUGAAGGAUUAAGUGUGGUUGAGCAAACUCGCGGAGCUGAAAGGGAGGGUCUCGAAGGAGCUGGCGGCGACGUCCGGAUCUAGGACGGAGGAUUCUGCUGUUGAUUUUCAGCCUUUCCUAGGAAGAUGAAUCAUCUUGGAAUGGGACACAAUCAUGUGAUGAGCCAUAUGGGCGAUAAUAGCACUAUGCCCCCCAAUCAUCAAUCAUCCUCUACACCCUCUCACAGUCAUGGUGGAGGUGGGGGUGACAUGAUGAUGAUGCCCAUGACCUUCUAUUUUGGCUAUAAGAAUGUGGAAUUGCUGUUUUCUGGAUUAGUGAUCAAUACACCUGGGGAAAUGGCUGGGGCAUUUGUGGCUAUCUUUUUGUUAGCAAUGUUCUAUGAAGGCCUCAAGAUAGCCCGGGAGAGCUUGCUGCGUAAGUCUCAGGUCAGCAUUCGCUACAACUCCAUGCCAGUCCCAGGACCAAAUGGAACUAUACUUAUGGAAACACACAAAACUGUUGGGCAACAGAUGCUGAGUUUCCCUCACCUUCUGCAGACAGUGCUGCAUGUCAUCCAGGUGGUCGUUAGCUACUUCCUUAUGCUUAUCUUCAUGACCUACAAUGGGUACCUCUGCAUCGCAGUGGCAGCAGGGGCUGGAACAGGCUAUUUUCUCUUCAGCUGGAAGAAGGCAGUGGUAGUAGACAUCACAGAGCACUGCCAUUAAUGUCAGAUUCUAGGAUGUGGCCUUAUUUUCCACAAUGGGAAGUAGCUGGAGACUGGGGGAGUUGAUUUCAAGCCUUCCCAUUGUCCCUCUAUGGCCCCUUGCCUCCCAACACUUGCCUAGACAACAAAUCAAGGAGGUUUACAUAACCUCCAAGCUGGUUGGUGCCCUCCCCAAACUGUUGAUUUCUGAGACUGAGAUCCUCAGUUCUCCACUAAUCAAGGUAGCUUUUUGUUCUAAUGAUUUCUUGAUCAUCUAUUUCGCUUUUUAAUCUCUUGUGUUGUUAUCAUUAUUAUUAUUAUUACUAUGACAAUUUUGUGGACAAGUGGUCAUUUCUGGGUCAUAGUGGAGGUUGUUUGAAACUCCUACCCACCACCAUAACACUAGAACAUAUCCUCCAGUUGUUGGACUGAGUGAGUGGGGAAAUAGGGUGUGCCUUUACCGAGGUGUGAAGUGAUACGUGGCAAUCUGAGGAUUUGAAGAAGGAUUUUUGAGUGGAAUAAAGGUGCGAUAGCAUAAAGAAAUGUUCCCUUGCAUAGCAAAGGUCCGGGUCAGAAGGUUUUGCCUCCAUUUGUUUUUUCAUUCUUAUCUCACCAAUCACACAAUUGACAAUCAACUGAAUAAUAGGAAAUGUUUUCAAAUAAAACCAUUGGCAUCUUUUCAUCUCGCUCCCUUAGUUGAUCAUAACUUCAUGAAAUGAAAAUUCUUGUGUGCCGUAGCUUUUCCUUUACUCAUUAUCUAAGGGAGGCAGAAUCACUACACUAGUCCUCUAAAUGAUUACACCUCUCUACUCAUUCUGCUGGCCACACCUUAGCUGGCUGAGUCACAGCAUAUGGAAAAAUCACUGUUCUGUAUUUUCAAAUGUUGAAAGUGGUUCUUAGAAGGGACCUGGAGGUGAAGAGAACCCAGCCCUUCCCCAUCUCCCCUCCCCCAGCCUGUGUUGUCACUAACUGUAGUGAACCUGUCAGUUAGUCCUGGCUAGUAGGGCUGUGUGUUAAUAGAAGCACAAGGUCUAUCUUUACCUUAGACAGGUCUGCUUUUGACCUGGGACAACCUUUAGCUCAGCCUCCGUGUAACUUUUUUUAUUUCAUUUGAGGACCUGAUGUAGAUUACUUCUUUCUGUUGUGAUGGAGCCUUUCCCCAGCCUUUUCUCAUAAAGGAUCCAUUUAUCUGUUCAUCCUUGUUGUUGAACUUAAACUUUGCAAAGUCCAUACUACCUCUAUAAGUAAAUCUUCCUGAGCUGACCUAAUAAAUUCUACCCUCCAUGGUGCUUGAUAUUCUCAUUAUGCCCUCGGGGAAAAGAGACAAAGUACAACUGCUCUGGUGGUUUUAAGUCUGUACUCUUCCUAGAAAGUGCUGUACCCUUUUAUGAUUGUAGGUACUCACUGGGCUUCAAUACAAGGGAGGCAGUGGGGGAGGUGAUGCUCCCAGUGGAAAGAGCUGGGGUGUGGAGUAGUGGACCUGGCUUCAUAUCCCUACUCUGCUCCUUGCACCUGGGUCUCCUCAUUUGUAAAAUAAAGGGGUCAGACUAGAUGACCUAAGGUCCCUCCCUGCUCUAAAUCUGUGAUCCUAUAAUCUUAAAAUACUUUUCCAAUGAAUUCCAACCCAGGCCUGUUUUGGAGUAUGUUCCCAAAAUCUUCCUUAAUAAUCAUAGGAAACUUACUUUGGCUUCACUUCUAGCCUAGUUGGCUAUUGAAGAACUCUAAAGAAAUUCCCUUUGAUCAUUUACAUAGUAGAUCCAAACAAGUAACUUUAAGGAGGCCAAAGGAGUAAGUUACUGAUCUUCUUUGGAAUUAGCCUUACUCUCAUCAGUUUUCUCUACUUAGUAUCAUAAAUUGUUUCACCUGUUGGGCAUUAGAAGUGCUUAGCAGCAGUUAGAUAAAUGUUUUUAUAGAUCUGUCUGGUAAAAUCAGCUCCCUGAAAAGCCACAAAGAAGUAAGUGCCUAUGGCUGGAGAGUGUACCCAGAACUCUCUGCCCACAAUCCAGAACCUAUACUAUUCAUUGUCCCUCCCAUCUCCUUGCACUUUUAAAGCCAUGUGGGAUUAUUGAAGGUUGUAAAUUAAUGGCAUUAAAGUUGAGCUUGAGCCAGAACCAGAUGGUGCUGUGUAAUUAUCUCAUAAUUACAUUUCUGGGACUUGAAUCACCUGAGCAUGUGCCGAGCAUGUGACAAUAAUUUACCAAGGAAACCACUACAGUACAACACUAAGGAUUUAAUAUCCUAUAAUCUGACAUCGAGGAAUAUUGAAACUAUUACAAUAGUAAUGACCAAGGUACUGAAAUAAAAACCAUUGAUUUCAGUUUCAGCCCCAUUGCUUUCAAGGAGUUUUAGCCUAGACAGGAAGACAAGGGACCAAGCCCAGAAAAGUAAACGUCGUAUUUAAGGUUCCCAGAGGGAAAACCAUUCCUUAGCUUCAGUUUCUUGAUUGCAUUUAUGCCAUUCGAAAGACUCAGCAAGAAAUGAUCGUUUUGUUGAAACAUCUUUUCCUUCCCCACUGAGAGUUUUGAUUGUGGCAUUACAGUAGCCCAGCCCAGCCUUUACUACCUUAUUUCCAAUCCUCAUUCAUUAGUAUGCUAUACCAUUAACUUAUCCUACUUCUGUUUGACUCUUCCGACCCCUUUUGAUUUCUCCCCAUUGUUACUUUCCUAUGCAGCUCGAAAUGGGUAGUUAUUACCAUGUGGGUUUUCUUACAAGUACAGAUUGAAACCUAUCUACUACCAUACUUCAUCAAAUUUGCCUCGAGUUAAUGAUUAAUGAUUGCAAACAUUGGACAUGGUUCCCAAGAGUUGAUGAGGACCUCUGGAUAUGGGUAUAUAAAUAGCUCUCUGCUGAUCUGGGGUUGAAAAACUGAAUCACAGCUAUACAUCUGAAUGCAUAAAUCCUAUCACUGGACAUUUUGCAUUAAGGAAUGAAUGAAAGAUUAAAAUGUUGAGCUGUAUGGUAGAUGCAGUGAGUGGCAGCCACAUGGCCAUUGUGGAAAAGUGGGCAGACCUUGAGUCUGAUUCUGCCCAUUAGUUUGAGUUCUUCAUGAGUCGGUGUCAACUACAGGGUUAUAGAUUAAGGUUUUCUCAUCAUGGCUCUAGGAGUAUUAGUUUCCCAUUCCAUUUGGGGGUGUCAUUUGUCACCCUGCUGGAGAGCCCCUCAUUUUAGCAGCACCUCCAGCCACCAAAGGGUUCCUCAUUGAGUGUAUGGUCACCUAAAGAUGCAGCCUCUUUUCCCUCCUAACUUAAUUUUGAUCCUGUUACCUCUCGUGCUUCCUUCAGUCAGACGUGUCAACCAGAGCAAAAAAAAUUAAUUUUACAAAUGCCUUAUUCAGUGUGUCUACAUUGAUAUUGUCCAUUUUAGAUUGUAAGCUCCUUGAGAGCAGUUUUGCUGUUACACAGCAUGUUAAACUUGCUGUAGAGUGCCUAACAGUGCCAUGUGCAAAAGAACACAUAAUAAAUAUUUUGAUUCUG